Messenger RNA from Saccostrea echinata, 2385 nucleotides. RefSeq names its product protein arginine N-methyltransferase 5-like. The transcript has 17 exons. Lineage: Eukaryota; Metazoa; Mollusca; Bivalvia; Ostreida; Ostreidae. Gene Ontology annotation, cellular component: nucleus; cytosol. Gene Ontology annotation, biological process: regulation of DNA-templated transcription; peptidyl-arginine N-methylation. Bases 28 to 1929 code for a protein of 633 amino acids. The record is from RefSeq and is a predicted model, not a curated record.
AACUCUCCACCCGAACUUCCUCGAAAUAUGCCAGUGAAGGAGAUGGCACGUGCGUCUUGUGGUCGUGAUUUUCACUGUUGUCCAGACAUUAACACGGCAGUAGAGACUGCAUGUAAAUCAGGGUUUGAUUUUGUUUGCUUGCCCAUUGUAAAUCCAAGAUACAAACGAGAAUUUAUUCAUGGACCAGCGAAGAACCGCCCUGGUCCACUUACAAGAUCUGACCUCGCUUUAUCUGGCCAAGACUGGAGUACAUUGAUUGUUGGAAAAACAUCACCAUGGUUACAACUGGACUCGAGAGUGGAAGUCAUCCGCAAGAACUCGGAAGCAGGAUUCAAGCAGGAGCUAGCCUUUGCCAGCCAUCUUGGGCUUCCAGCCAUCUUGAUCCAACUGAAGCAUGGUCGGAAUGCUAACCUGGCCCGAUGUUUGAGUGAACAGCUUCAAGCUGCUUAUUUCCAGCAGCAAUACUGGAUACAGAUCCCAUUAGUGUCUGCCCGUGAUCAGGUGGAGAAUCUGACAGAAGGACAGUUUGAGGAGGAAAAAGAACCACAGGAUGACACCUGGAAAUGGUGGCAUGAGUUCAGGACUUUGUGCGACUCUCACAGAAGAAUUAAUAUUGUGUUAGAGGUUUCAGCCAAUCUGCCUUCAGAGGAAGUACUAGAGAGAUGGUUAGCUGAACCAAUCAAAUGCGCUGUUGUAUCUACCAGUCUCUUUCUGACCAAUAAGAGGGGAUAUCCUGUGUUAUCAAAACCACAUCAAAAUUUCCUUAAAAAACUAUUCAAGCUGGAAAUUCAGAUCAUUUUGAGUGGUGCAGACAGACACCCAGACAAAGGUCUCCACACCUACCAACAAUACCUAGAUCACCUGUGGCAGACGCGGUCCCCACCUGACCCAAUAACCCAGUUUGCCAAGGGAUAUGAGGAUUAUCUACAGAGCCCUUUACAGCCACUGAUGGACAACUUAGAGUCGCAAACAUAUGAAAUAUUUGAGAAGGAUCCAGUCAAGUAUUCCCAGUACCAGAAGGCAGUGUAUUAUGCCCUUCUUGGUAAAAUCAAACCUGAGGAAAAAGAAACAAAGAGUGUUGUUUUGAUGGUGGUUGGGGCAGGUAGGGGACCCCUUGUGAGGGCUUCAAUAGCAGCAUCACAUCAAGCAGACAGAAAAAUCAGGAAGGUCUAUGCCGUGGAGAAAAACCCCAAUGCUGUGGUAACGUUAGAGAACAUGAAGGAUGAGAUGUGGGGGGACCUCGUGGAGGUGGUGUCAUGUGACAUGAGGCUCUGGGAGGCUCCAGAGAAGGCAGACAUCUUGGUCAGUGAAUUGCUUGGGUCGUUUGGAGAUAAUGAACUCUCCCCGGAAUGUCUGGAUGGAGCACAAAGAUUUUUACAAGAUGACGGCAUCAGUAUACCAUGCGAAUAUACAUCUUACAUGUCACCGCUUAUGUCAGAGAAACUGUACAAUGAAGUCAGAGUGUGUAAAGACAACACCAGUUCUAGCAAACCUAUUGAUCACAACUUUGAGACACCAUAUGUUGUUAGACUUCACAAUUGUAAGGAGUUAGCCCCUCCACAAGAAGUCUUCAAAUUCAGACACCCAAAUAGGGAUGCAGUAAUUGACAAUAGCCGCUACGCCUCACUGGAGUUUGACAUUAAUCAGGAUGCAAUCAUCCAUGGCUUUGCUGGUUACUUUGACACUGUUCUCUAUGAUAAUGUAAAACUGAGUAUACAUCCAGAGACCCAUUCUCCAGGCAUGUUUAGCUGGUUCCCAAUUCUGUUUCCCAUCAAGACCCCCGUUUAUGUGAAGAAGGAUGACCGCGUAGUCCUUCACAUCUGGAGAAGCUGUACAGCUAAGAAUGUCUGGUAUGAGUGGACCAUGGUGGAACCAACAGCUCUACCAAUCCACAACCCAAAGGGGCGCUCCUACACCAUAGGACUGUAGGACCCAGUCUAUAUAGCAGACAGUCCUACCGAUCCACAUCCUAUAGGAGUGCUCCUCUACCACAGGACCAUAGAACAUAGUUAAAUAAAGCAGAUAAUCCUACCAAUCCACAUCUCAAAGGAGUGUUCCUGUACCAUAGGACUGUAAAAAUAGUUAACUAAAGCAGACAAUCCUAUACAAUUCCACAUCUCAAAGGAGUGCUUCUCCCUCACAGAACUGUGUAGCUAACAAAAAUCUUUUAGAGAUUGUUCUGUUAGCUACUAGUAUUCUAAAAGAUCUGUUAUUCCGAGAGUUAGCCAUUUAAUACAAUUAAAUACAGUAAAAUUUCAUUUUAUGAUACAUAUUAAAAGAUUAUUAUAAUUUAGAUUGUCUAAGACGUUUUUGUUGUUGAUUUGAUAUUUAGCAUAAACUUGGUAAAACACCCCAUUUAUGAAUAAAAUGUCAUUUACAUAUGUA